Molecule: messenger RNA, 1626 nt
Organism: Priceomyces carsonii
Lineage: Eukaryota; Fungi; Ascomycota; Pichiomycetes; Serinales; Debaryomycetaceae
Gene: MTG2
Product: putative GTPase
Exons: 1
Coding region: 1-1626 (541 amino acids)
Cellular component (GO): mitochondrion
Molecular function (GO): GTP binding; GTPase activity
Source: RefSeq, a predicted model, not a curated record
AUGUAUCUACGAUUCUCAAUUAGAAGGCAAAGAAACUUGAUGUCACUUUUAAUUUGUCUGAAAUGUACUAAAGUAUCCCAGAGACUUCUAUCUUAUUCACUAAGUUAUAGAAGUAGUGCGAAUGGAAGAGAGCAAUGUUUAGAUUCUUCUGAUAGAGUGGACGAACUUGUGGAGCCCGAGACAUCUUAUACCAUAAGUUCGAGAGAAGAAAGUCAACAGGAGGUAAAUGCGACAGAGCACUUAGGAGGGUUAAAGUACAGUUCUAGAAAUGAGGAUAACUUGAAUUAUAGCAUUAAAAGAUUUUCUCUUAGCGACUAUUUUAUGGGAAAUCAGCACCAUACACUAAAUGUUUUACGAGGCUUCAAUAAGCAAAAGAAUAAGGAUCAGAGAACCUUUGUUGACCUUAAGCUAAUAAGAGUGAAAUCUGGAAAUGGAGGAAAUGGUGCAGUUUCAUUUUUCAGAGAUGCAUUUAGGCCCGUUGGCCCACCUGAUGGAGGCGAUGGUGGUAAUGGUGGUGAUAUAUAUUUACAGGCAAUAGAGAAUAUAACGUCAUUGCACAAAAUAAAACGUUCUUAUCAAGCACGAGAUGGAAAAUCAGGGGUUGGUCUGCAAUUGGAUGGGAAAAAAGGCGAAGAUGUCAUUAUUGAAAUACCAGUAGGGACUACGGUACGAUGGAUACCGGAUCCUUUAGAAUUGAAGUCCUUUUUAAAUAGCUCCUCUGGUAACCCUAGUAACAUUGAUUUGGAUAUAAAAACAAGAGAUGAUGAUGUUCAGAUGUUUCGGCAGAGCUACAGUGCUGGAGAAGGAUGGAUUUUUAAAGAAAGAGAUGAAGAAUAUCACAGAGAAAAGCAGUUCUUUAUUGAUUUGAAUGAGCAGGUAAAAGAAUAUGACCAAGAAAUAAUAGAUGAAGAACUUUUUUGGGAUCGUUUUCCUCUCUUGGGCGUAGACUUCGAGGAAUCAACAAAAGAACCCUUUAUGCUUUUGAAAGGUGGAAAAGGAGGAAUGGGGAAUAUGCAUUUUUUAACUAAGGAUAUCCGAAAUCCAAGGUUUAGUAAGAAAGGUAGAGAUGGUCUAACAGAGUUUUUUUUACUAGAGUUGAAACUUAUUGCUGAUUUAGGACUUGUUGGGUUACCAAAUGCCGGAAAGUCCACACUACUUCAAGCAAUUUCAAGAGCACAUCCCAGAAUUGGUCACUGGGAGUUUACAACCCUUCAGCCUACAGUGGGAACUAUAUUUACUUCGAUAGAUAAGGAUCCAUUCACGGUUGCCGACAUACCAGGGAUUAUCAAAGGUGCAUCUCAAAACAAAGGAAUGGGCUUAGAUUUCCUCAGACAUGUCGAGCGUUCUGGAGGUCUUGUUUUCGUUGUAUCUUUACAUAGCACUGAUCCCGUUUCAGAUGUCCAGACAUUAUUACAGGAAGUUGGACCCAAAAGAAUGCAAAAUAAGAGAGUUUUAGUCGUCGCGACUAAAGCUGAUUUGAAUGACACGGGGGCAAACUACUCAAAACUCAAAGAGUUUGCCGACGAUAGAAAUUGGCUAAUUGUACCGGUAUGUGCUCCUCAAGGACACAACAUUGAUCAAUGUAUAAAUCUAAUGAGCUCCAUCGCUGGUAAAUCUGAGCACUGA